Molecule: messenger RNA, 1551 nt
Organism: Carya illinoinensis
Lineage: Eukaryota; Viridiplantae; Streptophyta; Magnoliopsida; Fagales; Juglandaceae
Product: cytochrome P450 89A2-like
Exons: 1
Coding region: 1-1551 (516 amino acids)
Cellular component (GO): membrane
Molecular function (GO): iron ion binding; oxidoreductase activity, acting on paired donors, with incorporation or reduction of molecular oxygen, NAD(P)H as one donor, and incorporation of one atom of oxygen; heme binding
Source: RefSeq, a predicted model, not a curated record
AUGGAUGUCUGGUUCAUCAUCCUCAUCUCUCUUUCUCUCUGUUUUUGCAUCAAAUUUCUCUUACAUCUCCUCUCCAAUUCCACCAAAACAAAUCAAUCCAAAACAGGAAAACUCCCACCAGGACCCUCACCUCUUCCUUUCAUAGGAAACCUUCAUUUGCUUCCCAAAACCACGGUCGACCUCAGAUCUUUUCUCCGUAGCCUCUCCCUCAAGUAUGGCCCAGUCACUACUCUCCAUAUCGGCUCUGAACCCGUCGUUUUCAUCACCUCCUACUCCGCUGCCCAUGAAGCCCUUGUCCGAAACAGUGCCGCCUUCGCCAGUCGUCCAUCGAUCGUUCCUCUCAGCUCCGUUCUCAGUAACAAACGCAAGGAUAUUGGUGGAUCUCCCUACGGCCAGACUUGGCGUGUUCUUCGUCGUAAUCUCAACUCUGAAGUUCUCCACCCUGCAAGAGUGAAAUCUUACUCUUUGGAACGCAAGCGGAUCUUGGGAACAUUGGUUAACAGCUUCAACCAGUGUUUCUUGCAUGGCGAUCAGCCUGUUCGUGUGUUAACUCAUAUCCACCACGCGGUUUUUUCCUUGUUCAUUCGCAUGGCUUUCGGCGAUGUCAACGAUAGCACGAUUAGAGAAGUUGAACGCAUUCAAGCUGAACUUAUUUUCAACUACGAGCAGUUCACUGUGUUCUGUAGCUGGCCAAGGUUGGGGAAGUUGCUGUUCAGAGAUCGUUGGAAGAGGUACUUGAAUAUCUUGAAGAGUCAGGCUGAAAUAAUCUUGCCUCUAAUCAGAGCUCGAAAGAAGUUAAAGCAAGAGGAAAGCAAACAAUCCGAGUUGGUAUCAUACACAGAUACCUUACUGGAUAUGCAAAUGAAUGAUGAUCAUCAUCAAGAAUUUGGCAAGCUAGAGGAAGCCGAUAUACUGAGUUUGUGCUCAGAGUUCAUGAAUGCCGGGGCUGACACAAGCCUAACGACACUGCAGUGGAUCAUGGCAAAUAUAGUGAAGCACCCACAUGUUCAAGCCAAGCUUUUUGCUGAAAUCAAGGCGGUGGUGGGAGAAGGGGCCGAAGAGAUUAAGGAGGAAGAUGUGCAGAAGAUGACAUAUUUGAAAGCAGUGAUUCUCGAGACUCUAAGAAUUCACCCUCCAAGUACCUUCUUGGUACCGCAUGCAGUCUUAGAAGAUGCAGAAAUUCUUGGCUACAGAAUCCCAAAAGAUACUACGGUGAACUUUGCGAUAUCACUGAUUGGGCGGGAUCCAAAGGAGUGGGAUAAUCCAAUGGAGUUCAGGCCGGAGAGGUUGCUGAAUCGUGGAGAAAAUGGAGAACUAGAUAAAGUGUCGGAUGUUACAGCAUACAAGAUGAUGCCAUUUGGUUCAGGGAGGAGGAUCUGUCCGGGGAUGAGAUUAGCCAUACUUAAUCUAGAGUAUUUUGUUUCAAAUUUGGUGUGGAAUUUUGAGUGGAAAGCAGGGGACGGAGAAGGUGUUGACCUUUCAGAUAAGGAGGAGUUCUUGAUGGUGAUGAAGAAUCCUCUGCGGGCCCACAUAUCUCCAAGGAUCAAAUGA